AGGGCUAAGGUUACCCUGGUAUGUUAAUGACUCCCUGGGGCAGGACUAUAUAACUCCAGAGGGACUGCCCCAGGCUGACUCUCUGCUCCUUUCCAGCCAGAGCCACUGCCUGGCCCCCAGGAGACCUAAGAUAUGGCACCCAAGAAGGCCAGGAGAAAGGCAGUGGCAGAGGGCGGAAGCUCCAAUGUCUUCUCCAUGUUCGAUCAGACCCAGAUCCAGGAGUUCAAGGAGGCCUUCACAGUAAUUGACCAGAAUCGUGAUGGCAUUAUCGACAAGGAGGACCUGCGGGACACCUUCGCAGCCAUGGGGCGUCUCAAUGUGAAGAAUGAGGAGCUAGAUGACAUGAUGAAGGAAGCCAGUGGGCCCAUCAACUUCACUGUCUUCCUGACCAUGUUUGGGGAGAAGCUCAAAGGUGCCGACCCUGAGGAUGUGAUCACUGGAGCCUUCAAGGUCCUGGACCCUGAGGGGAAGGGCACCAUCAAGAAGCAGUUCCUGGAGGAGCUGCUUACCACGCAGUGUGACCGCUUCACCCGCGAAGAGAUCACGAAUAUGUGGGCGGCCUUCCCCCCCGACGUGGGCGGCAACGUAGACUACAAGAACAUAUGCUACGUCAUCACGCAUGGCGACGCCAAGGACCAGGAGUAGCGGACCCUCUUAGGCCUCUGCUGGGCAACGCCUUCCUGCCAGUGCGACCACCCCACCUUGACUCCUAAUAAAUUAAACUGGUCUCGUUUCUUA
Molecule: messenger RNA, 738 nt
Organism: Lagenorhynchus albirostris (white-beaked dolphin)
Lineage: Eukaryota; Metazoa; Chordata; Mammalia; Artiodactyla; Delphinidae
Gene: MYL11
Product: myosin light chain 11
Exons: 7
Coding region: 133-645 (170 amino acids)
Biological process (GO): skeletal muscle tissue development
Cellular component (GO): cytoplasm
Molecular function (GO): calcium ion binding
Source: RefSeq, a predicted model, not a curated record